Molecule: messenger RNA, 927 nt
Organism: Exophiala oligosperma
Lineage: Eukaryota; Fungi; Ascomycota; Eurotiomycetes; Chaetothyriales; Herpotrichiellaceae
Exons: 2
Coding region: 1-927 (308 amino acids)
Cellular component (GO): membrane
Source: RefSeq, a predicted model, not a curated record
AUGUCCGACACCCAGUACGAGUUCUACCACUAUACACCCUCGCUCGUCGCGGCCAUCAUCUUCAUCGCUCUUUUCUUCUUGAUUUCCGUUCUCCACGCGUACCAACUUGUGCGAACGCGUACACUCGCCUUCAUCCCCUUCUGCAUAGGAGGGUUCAUGGAGAGUGUGGGCUACAUCGGCAGGGCAAUCGGCUCCAACGAGACUCCCAACUGGACCCUGGGACCUUUCGUCCUACAAGCUGUACUCAUCCUCGUCGCACCGGCCCUGAUGGCUGCCAGCUUGUACAUGCUUCUCGGCCGCAUCAUCACCCUCACCGACGGCGAGAGACACGCCUUUAUCAAGAAGCGCUUCCUGACAAAGAUCUUCGUGGCUGGCGACGUCUUCUCUUUCCUUUUGCAAGCUGGAGGUGCCGGUCUCCUCUCCGCCAAGUCUCAAAGUACCAGUAAUACUGGGUCCAAGAUAAUCAUGGGUGGUCUAGUUGUCCAAAUCGUCUUCUUCAGCGUUUUUGUCCUCGUUGGAGUCAAGUUUCACCUCAACAUGCGUCGAGGAUCAGGAGGCGCCGCCGCCACCACCACCACCACCACCGGUAACGACAAGUCCAACCAGUCCUCGACCAAAAGUGCCGUCUCCUGGGAGAAACACCUUGUCACGCUGUACAUCGGGUCCAGCCUGAUUCUGAUCCGAUCGAUCAUGAGACUGAUCGAGUACGCCCAGGGCAACGACGGGUACUUGAUCUCGCACGAAGUCUUCCUUUACACUUUUGAUUCGGUUCCGAUGUUCUUUGUCAUGAUCCUCUUCGCCAUCACACACCCGAGUGAGAUCAAUGCUCAUCUGAAGGGUGCCGGGGCAAAGGUGAUCGAGAACAUCGUCCAAGUCUACAGCCUGGAAAAUGUCGAGGCUCGUUAUACCACAUUGCAAGAAGUGUGA